Ananas comosus (pineapple) is the source of this 1695-nucleotide messenger RNA. Its product is annotated as probable dolichyl pyrophosphate Glc1Man9GlcNAc2 alpha-1,3-glucosyltransferase. NCBI's taxonomy places the organism in Eukaryota, Viridiplantae, Streptophyta, Magnoliopsida, Poales, Bromeliaceae. The transcript is spliced from 4 exons. Gene Ontology annotation, molecular function: dolichyl pyrophosphate Glc1Man9GlcNAc2 alpha-1,3-glucosyltransferase activity. The record is from RefSeq and is a predicted model, not a curated record. Gene Ontology annotation, biological process: protein N-linked glycosylation. Bases 42 to 1574 code for a protein of 510 amino acids. Gene Ontology annotation, cellular component: endoplasmic reticulum membrane.
GGUCCGCGCCUCUGCGGCGGCGUGCGCAUGCGGUUACUGCGAUGGGGGGGGAGGCGUUGUGGAUGUGGGGGGCGGCGACGUGCGUGAAGCUCCUCCUGGUGCCGUCGUACCGGAGCACGGAUUUCGAGGUGCACCGGCAUUGGCUGGCGCUGACGUCGUCCCUCCCCGUCUCCCGGUGGUACGUGGACGCCUCCUCCCCCUGGACCCUCGACUACCCGCCCCUCUUCGCCCUCUUCGAGCUCCUCCUCGCCCUCCCCGCCUCCCUCCUCGACCCCGCCAUCGUCCGCCUCCGCCAUGGCCGCGACUACUCCGCCCCCUCCGCCGUCCUCUUCCUCCGCCUCUCCGCCGCCGCCGCCGACCUCCUCCUCCUCCUCGCCGCCUCCCGCCUCUCCUCCUCCUCCUCCUCCUCCCCCCGCAGAGGAGCCCCAACCCUAACCCUAGCGCUCGUCCUGUGGUCCCCCGCGCUCCUCCUCGUCGACCACAUCCACUUCCAGUACAACGGGUACCUCCUCGGGAUCCUGCUCCUCUCCCUCGCGUUCUUGGAGGAGGGGAGCGAUCUCGCCGGGGGGGUCGCCUUCGCCGUGUUGAUCUGCUCCAAGCACCUGUUCCUCGUCGCCGCGCCCGUCUACUUCGUGUAUCUCCUCCGCCAUUACUGUGCGGGAGGGUUUGGGAAGGCCGUGGGAAGGUUCUUCAUCAUGGGAUCUGCGGUCGGGGCCGUCUUCGCCGCCGCGUUCGGCCCGUUCGUGUACUACGGCCAAAUGCGACAAGUCUUUAGCCGAUUGUUUCCAUUUGGUAGGGGCUUAUGCCAUGCUUAUUGGGCUCCAAAUUUUUGGGUGUUCUAUAUAGUUCUUGACAAGCUGCUAGCUUUUCUGCUUGCCAAACUUGGAUUCAAUAUCCAGACACCUAAGGCUUCUUUUACUGGUGGACUAGUUGGGGAUUCUACUCCUUUCGCCGUGCUUCCUCAGGUUACACCUGUCACAACCUUUUUGCUGGUUCUACUUGCUAUGUCCCCUUGCCUUGUGAAAGCAUUCUUGAAACCCCAACCUAAAAAUAUAAUUAGAUGGGUGACAUAUGCUUGUACCUGUGGUUUUAUGUUUGGGUGGCAUGUUCAUGAGAAGGCAUCGCUUCAUAUCACCAUCCCACUUGGCGUAAUUGCAAUGAAUAGCUCGGAUGAUGCAAGCCAUUUCUUUUUGGUGUCAAUUGUUUCCUGCUACUCCAUGUUCCCCCUCCUGUUUGAGGCACAAGAGUACCCAAUAAAAGUAUUGUUGCUGCUGAUAUACUCGAUUCUCAUGUGGGUAGGCUUUUCCUCCGAUUUUAGUUUAGGAACAGUUGUCGACCAAACUAAAGAGAAAGGUAGUUCAGGGGGCUCUACCAAGAAUGGGCUUAUCGGAUGGACUGGUAAGUCCUACCUUUUCGGAUUGGUUGCUGUAGAGUUAUAUGGUCAGUUAUUUCACCCCUAUAUUUUUGGUAGCAAGCUUCCAUUUCUGCCACUUAUGCUUGUCUCAUUUUAUUGUGCCAUUGGCAUGAUGUACUCAUGGGCAUGGCAGCUUUUGCAGAUAGUUAAAUUUACAUGACAUUUAUUUUAGUAAAUAAGCUAAGCUGCGUAGUUUUUUCCGUUUGUAAAAAAUUUUGCCUUGCUACUAUGUUAUUAUUUUAAGAUGUUAUAUUUAAAUAUAACGUGUAGGGUGCUCGAUC